GCCAGCCGCUCCACGCAGUAUCCCGGCAUUCUCAGCCCUCACCCAGAAUGCUUUGCGUGGGAACGUCCGCUUCUCGAGAAGACCGGCGGCAGCAUCGCUAGAUAUUUGAAGAUAUUUAAAAUACUAACAACCCAAAGAUCUGACAAUGUCAGAAGCUAUGCAGGAAAAACUGAAGAACUACAGAACGGCUCCAUUCGAUGCCCGCUUCCCCAACACCAACCAGACCAAACACUGCUAUGAGAAUUACUUGGAUUAUCAUCGCUGUAAUAAGGCAAUGAGUGCAAAGGGCCAGGAAGUCACUCCUUGCCAGUGGUAUCGUCGGGUCUACAAAAGCCUGUGCCCAGUGUCUUGGGUGUCAAAAUGGGAUGAGCAGGUUGAGAACGGCAGCUUCCCUGGAAAGGUGUGACUCUCUUUCACGCCGGAUCGUGAACACUGGCCGUCUCCGAGAAUAAACUGAAGCCUUUCAGUUUUCAUGGCCCAGACCCAAUCAAGUCUCCUGCUGCGCUGUUCACAGCUGACAGUGCUCGCCUCUUUACGCACUUCAGGUGCCGCACCAAAGGACUCCAUUUCUGGUUGGCGAGGUGGAAAUCAACACACCGCUUAUUGUGUUUUAGCUGUCGUGCCUUAUGAUGUUAAUCAUGAAAUGUCUGAAUGUGGCUGAAGGUCAGUUUCACUGAACAGAGAAUAAAUAUAAAUGUUAGA
Molecule: messenger RNA, 702 nt
Organism: Erpetoichthys calabaricus (reedfish)
Lineage: Eukaryota; Metazoa; Chordata; Cladistia; Polypteriformes; Polypteridae
Product: cytochrome c oxidase subunit 6B1
Exons: 4
Coding region: 146-406 (86 amino acids)
Cellular component (GO): respiratory chain complex IV; mitochondrion
Source: RefSeq, a predicted model, not a curated record